AGCCGACACCACGCGACAGGGACUGACAAGAUGGCGAUCAUUUUAGAAACAGAGGAGUUACUGCCGUGAAGGAGAGGCUCGACAACACCACCAUGCCCUGGGAGCGUCCAGUUUCUAAGCUCACCAUGGUUACCAUGGUGAUAUGAAGCCAGUGUGAAGCGCUGACACACACACACAGACUCACACACAGACGGUCAGUUAUUGACUGACACAGCCAGCCAGCUCGGCAGGCAGGCGUGUGUAAUGGACAGGUGUAAGCAUGUGGGGCGGCUGCGGCUGGCCCCAGACCACUCCAUCCUCAACCCACAGAAGUGGCACUGCGUCGACUGCAACACCACAGAGUCUAUAUGGGCCUGCCUUGGCUGUGCUCAUGUGGCGUGUGGGCGCUACAUCGAGGAACAUGCUUUGCAGCACUUCCAGCAGCAGCGGCACCCGUUGGCUAUGGAGGUUAAUGAACUUUAUGUGUUUUGUUACUUAUGUGACGAUUACGUCCUGAAUGAUAAUGCCACCGGAGACCUCAAGCUGCUUCGCAGUACACUCAGCGCCAUCCAGAGCCAGCGCUAUGAGGUUACCACCCGCAGUGGGCGCACCCUCCGCUCUGCUAGCGCUGCCCCGGACGCCCUCAUGCCAUCCGGUGCCCGCGAGCUUCAGCUGAAAGAUGAGGACAGAAUGUUUACUGCCCUCUGGCACCGCCGCAGGGCACUUAUGGGACGCAUCUUCCGCUUUUGGUUUGGCCUGACUGAAUGUGGAAAGAAGAGAGAGGAAGAAGAGAGGAAGAGGGAGGAAGAGGAGGAGCAGAAAAGGGAGGCCAGGGAAAGGAGGCGGGCUCUAAAGAGGCAGCUACAGGAGGAGCUGGAGAACGCUCCUCUCAGGAAGUCUCGUCGCUUACGUCGGAAAAGCCAGAGAGUUGCGGAUGCGGCAAUCACAACACCAACCUCUCGCAGGGUACGCAACAAGACAAAAACCCCUGUGCCCCCAUCUGUCACCCGCACACCACGGACUCAAAGCCCUGCCGCUGCUACCCCCAAGAAAGCUGGACGAACGAAAAAGGUUGAGCCAACUCCCAAAACCCGGAGUCGUUCUUCUACUACCAAAUCUAAGCCCAAAACACCCUCAUCAACCCCUCGUACACCCCAAACCCCUGUACGCCGCAAGCAGAAUACCAAACAGGGUGGCUCACCGUUCAAACGGCGUCCCACAGUCACUCCUGGAGUGACAGGCCUGAGAAAUUUAGGAAACACCUGUUAUAUGAACUCCAUCCUGCAGGUGCUGAGUCAUCUGCAUGUUUUCAGGGAGUGCUUUCUGCGUCUGGAUCUGACCCAGGCACUGGAGCUACUGGCAUCUGCCGUCCACGGCCAACUGGCAGGGAAGGCGUCAUCGCAUUCCCCCAUGGUCCAGAGGAAGGGUCUCCAGACCAGCUCGGGUUGUGGUGUUGGGCUGAGCGGCGGGGCCUCACGGGCCCGCAGCAUGGAGCUGAUACAACCCAAAGAGCCCAGCUCGAAGCACAUCUCUCUCUGCCACGAGCUGCAUACCUUGUUCCAGGUUAUGUGGUCUGGUAAAUGGGCGCUGGUAUCGCCUUUUGCCAUGCUCCACUCUGUGUGGCAGCUGAUCCCGGCGUUCAGGGGCUACGCUCAACAGGACGCCCAAGAGUUCCUGUGCGAGCUGCUGGAUAAGGUGCAGCAUGAGCUGGAGAGCACCGGCAAGCACACGACCACCGCAGGAGUCCCACAGACACAGAAACGACUCAUCAAGCAGGUGCUCAGUGUGGUCAACACCAUCUUUCAUGGCCAGCUGCUCAGCCAGGUAACAUGUCAGGCCUGCGACCAUCGCUCCAACACCGUGGAGCCGUUCUGGGAUCUGUCUCUGGAGUUCCCUGAGCGGUAUCACAGUAAUAGCAGGGAGUCGGCCGCUCAGGCUUCAUGCCAUUUGACGGAAAUGCUGGCCAAGUUCACAGAGACUGAAGCGCUUGAGGGAAACAUCUACGCCUGUGACCAGUGUAACUCUGCCAGACGGCGAACCUCCUCCAAACCAGUCAUCCUGACCGAAGCACAGAAACAACUGAUGGUCCACAAACUGCCUCAGGUCCUCCGACUUCACCUCAAACGCUUCAGGUGGUCUGGGCGGAACCACCGGGAGAAGAUCGGCGUCCACGUCAGCUUCGACCAGCUUCUCAACAUGGAGCCCUACUGCUGCCGGGAGCCGUCACCCAAAGUCCUGCCCUGCCCCAGUCCCAGCAGCCCCAGCUCUCCAGGCUCGCCACGCCCAAAGCACUUCCUCUACGAACUCUCCGCCGUGGUGAUGCAUCAUGGGAAAGGCUUUGGUUCAGGCCACUACACUGCCUACUGCUAUAACACAGAAGGAGGCUUCUGGGUUCACUGUAAUGACUCUAAGAUGAAUGUGUGUUCGGUGGAGGAGGUGUGCCGUGCUCAGGCCUACAUCCUCUUCUACACACAGCGAGUAACUCAGGACAAAGACCGGCCGCUAUAGGACCACGACCCCCAUGAACCUCCCCCCUCCUCCUCCUCUUCCUCCGCUGAAGCCCGGCCACUCAGCGAGACGACAUCAGCACAGCCCCACCAAUCGCUCUUUCUCACUUCCCUCGAGCAUUUUAUAUGACGGGAGGAUGGGUGUUUUUAAGUCUAUUUUUCUAAAUGAUGAAAAAAGAGAGAGGAAGGACUCGUUUUUAAAAUCUGGUUCUGCUUUGUGAACUUCUUGUAUAUGGUGUUUAUAUGUAGGUAUUUUUUUUAAAAAAGAUGGUGACAUUUGUGAUUAAUGUACAGCUGUAUUUUAUAAAGAAGAGAGUAUCAGCCAAGAUGUGUCUCAGUAGCAGCCAGCAGACUCUGGCCAGGCAUGACUACAUACGUACAAGUGUCCUCUACAGGUGUGUCACAUGUCUGCCGACCUGCGUUUGGUGGCUUGUUGAUUGUAAAUGCUGUUUGUUCGUUUAAAUCAGCUGAAAUUGUUUCUCAGUCACUUUAGAUAGUCAACACAGAACUGGAUGUAGGUUGUAAGACGUCAUUCACUCAGACAUGACCUCCCUGUGUUCUAGACAGGUAAAUGUUUUUGAUAGCUGGCUACACUUUGGCCCUUCUUUCCUGCCAGAAAUGCACUAAUUUCUACAGAAUAGGUUGCGAGCAUUGUUUUUAUUCACACGGUUUGUUAAAAGUCUGCACACAAGAAAUGCAGGAAGUUUAUUUUUCACCCUGAAGUACUCCUGGGUCUGAAGCAGACCUCAAGCCAAAGCCUUGGGGGAAGUGUUUGGAAAAACCUCUCAGCAUUUCCAAAACGGUUCAACAUUUGCUGGGUUGUUCUUAAUUUUUUCUUCCUUCCUUUACUGAAGGGGGGGAAAAAAGUUUCCAAAGGGAUGAUUUUUGGCUCAGUGCUGCCAUCUUUCUGCUCCAGAAUGUAACUUAAUUCAGAGCAGGACUCGUCCCCAACCAGACGGAUACUACUGUACUAGAAAAGUGCCCUUUAUUGACAAAGCAGAUCUAUUUUUAUAGUUCAUAUCAAUUCAGCUGCAAUCGUACGCAGACCAGCAUUUAGAUUGUGAAUGUAUUUAUAUACAAUCCUUCUCAGAGGUUUUACAAACGAGGCCAUCAACUGUUUUCAAAGUUUUAUACAAACCACUUGCUCUGAUUGUUCAGCAUCACCAGCGGUUACGACAGACUUCACUGUUCAUUUAUGUUCCUCUGAUUUAUCCAUUAGAAGGGAAAUCAAAGCACAUUUCAUCUUGAUUUUUGUUCAUCAUCAGAGGCUAUUUGUUGGCAUUUCGAUUACUCCGUGUGUGUGUGUGUGUGUGUGUGUGUGUGUGAGAGAGAGAGAGUGUGAGUGUGUGUAAAUUUAUGGAAGUUAUACUAUGCAAAUUGUUACCUCAAUUUUUUUCUAGAAAAAAUUACCUCAAUAAAUGAGAAUAUUUUUUCAUUUUUCUACAAAAGA
Messenger RNA from Stegastes partitus (bicolor damselfish), 3936 nucleotides. RefSeq names its product ubiquitin specific peptidase 44 (gene usp44). The transcript has 6 exons. NCBI's taxonomy places the organism in Eukaryota, Metazoa, Chordata, Actinopteri, Pomacentridae. Gene Ontology annotation, biological process: protein deubiquitination. Gene Ontology annotation, molecular function: zinc ion binding; cysteine-type deubiquitinase activity. The coding region runs from base 244 to 2487 and encodes 747 amino acids. The record is from RefSeq and is a predicted model, not a curated record.